This is a messenger RNA of Anopheles cruzii, 2924 nucleotides long. Its product is annotated as U4/U6.U5 tri-snRNP-associated protein 1. Lineage: Eukaryota; Metazoa; Arthropoda; Insecta; Diptera; Culicidae. Gene Ontology annotation, biological process: mRNA cis splicing, via spliceosome; maturation of 5S rRNA. Gene Ontology annotation, cellular component: U4/U6 x U5 tri-snRNP complex. Bases 720 to 2894 code for a protein of 724 amino acids. The record is from RefSeq and is a predicted model, not a curated record. The transcript is spliced from 3 exons.
UUAAACGUGAAAAUAUCGGGUUCUGCAAUCAAAACAAUAGAAAUUGUGGAAGAAACUGUAGGGGUGUGUGCGUGCACGUUCGACACAGUCGCUCGCGGAGUCGUUCGCCGCGCUACGAGCGCGAGCGCGACCGCGUAGAAAGAUCCCGUUCCCACUCGGAGGACGAUGCGUAUGAAGCGGACCGUCGCCGGCAGGGCCACAAGAAGGGGCGCCGAGAGCGCCCGGAUAAUCGGCCGAACCGGUCGCACGGUGGCCACCGGAACCGGUCGGCCACCGAGCUCGUUCACACCGAAGUGAACCAGGUCGAUGAAUCGGACAGUUCGGACUGCGUAGAAGUUCCACUCGACGAGGAUGUUGCUCCACCGCCACCAUCGAUCAGUCGCCGUUCACCUAGUCCCCCGGUUCCGUCGCCACCGCCGCCGCCGCAGGUUCAAAAACGACGCCGCUCCCCUUCACCGCCACCGCCGCCGAAAACUUCAUCGUCGGGAAAAAAGAAAGCCAUUUCCCCCAUUCCGGAUGCCGGUGCCGGUGAUGUGCUGUCGGUCGCGGACUCGAACAAACUGCGUGCCAAGUUAGGGUUACGCCCAUUGGAUGUGCCGUCCAGUACCCGUGGACAUUCGGAUGCACCGAGAAAGCGUCAUCGAUCACCUACAUCACCGCCGCAACCAGCACCUCCACCACCGCCGACAGCAUCAUCAUCAUCGAGCCGGAAGCGAUCGAUGUCUCCGAUUCCGGAGGCCGGUGCGGGAGAUGUUCUUUCGAUCGAGGCCACGAACAAACUGCGGGCGAAGCUCGGAUUGCGUCCACUGGAUGUAACGCCUGCGAAACCGCAACAAGACUCCGGCUCUAAGGAUGACGGCGCAGGAGACGAUGGUAAACUGAAGGACGAUUGGGGCGAGUUUUACCAUAAGCCGGCCCGGAAUCUGGCGGAAAAGACGCAGGAAGAGAAGAUACGCGAGAAACUGAAGGAACGUCGGGAGAAGCGGGCGAUAGAAGAGAAACUGAAACGCCUGAAGACGCUCGGGGAUGACGAGGAAGUGGACGAUGUGCGCCAGUGGGUGUCAAAGACACGCGACAAAGACAAAUUACGCCGGGAGGCGGACGAGCGUGCCCGGUUGUUGGAUGCAUUGGACGAGGAACUCGCCACCGGUUUGGAGCGGGAAGAUCGUGAACCGAAGCGACGGGUAGCAGAGAGGCGCGGCGCGUACCGUGAUCGCGAUCUCGAGGGACUGCGAGUCGAGCACGAUGUGGAAGCGUUUACCGAAGGGCGGCAGGUCAUUCUUACGCUCAAGGAUGCGGACGUGCUGGAUGAGGGCGCGGGCGACACUCUCGUCAACGUGAACAUGGUGGACGACGAGAGGCACAAGCGGAAUGUGAAGAAUCGCAAAGCAAACCCGCUCCAUUACGGUUACGACGUGUACAGCCAGGAAGACGAUGAAGUGGACGAGUUCGGGUUGCCGAAGGAGCGCGAAGUUUUGGGGAAAUAUCGCGAGGAGAUCGACGGAGGUCCUCGCACCAGUAGCUUCGUGAUCGGUUCAAACGCCGAGGAAGAAGCACGCGAAAAGCGUCGCUUGUUGGAGAUCAAAUCGAAGCUUGACCGCAAAAAGCUCGACUCCCUUGCAAUGGCCCCGGCAGCACUCGUGUCCGAUUACUACACCGAAACUGAGCUGGCAUCGUUUAAGAAGCCGAAGAAAAAGGUACGCAAAAUACGACAGAAGCUUCGGGCGGACGAUAUCCUUGCAUCACUGCCUGAGGAGUCCGGAGGUGCACCCGACCACGGAUCACGCCACUCAAAACGCCACGGUGCAUCUGCGCAGAGCGAUCUUAGGCAAACGCUUCGCCAAAGAAGCGCAGCAAUUGCUGUGGCCGAUGUGCUGCUAACGGAUGACACGCCUGCCCUCGAGGAGGACCUCAGCUCGGUCAAGUUGGAAAGUACGGUCGAAGAUGAUGAAGAUUUGCAGGCCGUGCUGGAGAAGGCGCGACGUCUGCGCCAGAAGGAAGCACUCAUUUCGAAGGCCCUUCCGAUCGAUCCGGAGCGUAUCAAGAGCGAGGUGAAGGAAGAACCGGAGGACGGUGUCGGCGGACUGGAGAGUGAUCGGGUGCGCGACGGAACGAUGCUACUGAAUUCGACGGCCGAAUUCUGCCGCACGCUCGGAGACAUCCCUACCUACGGAACGGCCGGCAACCGCGAAGAAGAUCCGAACGAAAUGAUGGACUUCGAGCGCGACAGUGAUGGUCACGGGGGCGACUCGGAAGCAGAGGAUGUGGCGGGCAGUAGCCGACGGCCCGGCACGUGGAACUCGGUGAACACCGAGCAGGAGCAGGAGGAAGGCCCCGAAGGGGGCGUUAAGGUCGAAGAGGUAGCGAUUCUGGACGAGGAACCGGACGUAGCGUCCAGUGUGGCCGGUGCCCUGAAGCUGGCCCAAUCGAAAGGAUACCUCGAGCGCGAGGAAAGCAAUCGACCGAGCAAUGCUCGGUUUGCGCAUCUUCAGGCGCAAAACUAUUCGAUCGAGGACAAGAGUCACGCCGAGGAGAACGACAAGUACUCACGGCGCGAUCGCUACGCGGGCCCCAUCAUGGACUUCAAGGAGAAGGAUUCGUUCAAACCGAACGUGAAGCUCGAAUACAUCGACGACAACGGACACCUGCUGACCCCGAAGGAAGCGUUCCGGUAUCUGUCGCACAAGUUCCACGGCAAGGGCCCGGGCAAGAAUAAGGUUGAGAAGCGGUUGAAAAAGAGUGAACAGGAGGGGUUGAUGAAAAAGAUGAGUUCUACCGACACGCCACUCGGUACCCUAAAUAUGCUGCAAGCGAAGCAGAAGGAGACACAAUCACCAUACAUUGUGCUGAGCGGGACGAAGCAAAACACCAGCAUCAUCAAGCAGAAACGCUAGUGUCCUACCGAAGGUGAUCGUGUCGUUGCG